Motacilla alba alba is the source of this 2066-nucleotide messenger RNA. Its product is annotated as KIAA0040 ortholog. The record is from RefSeq and is a predicted model, not a curated record. The transcript is spliced from 3 exons. The coding region runs from base 1 to 873 and encodes 290 amino acids. NCBI's taxonomy places the organism in Eukaryota, Metazoa, Chordata, Aves, Passeriformes, Motacillidae.
AUGGUGUUGAAAAAGAAACAAGUGGGAGAGAGAGCAGCAACACGGCACCACAGCACGGCAUCACCGCCCUGCAGCCCUCCCUGCUGCCUCCCAAAAUCGCUUCUGGGAGAACCUGGGCAGCCCGGCGAGCCGCACGCUUGGCUCCCUCCCUUUCCCCGCAGCAGCUUCGGGGUGGUUUGUGCCCCGUCGCCGCCUCUCUCCCAGCCUAAACCCCGCAGCCCGGCCCGGCCCCGCAGUGUCUGUGUGUCUGUCUGUGUGUGUGUGUGUCCCGCGGCGUGGGUCGGGCCGCAGGGCCGGGGCAGCCCAGGUGGGGCCGGGCGGGCGGCGGGGCCGGCCGGGGGCGGGGGCGGGCGGGCCCGGCCCAUUUCCCCACACACAGCCGCCGCGCUCCGGGACGAGCCGCCGGGACGGGGCCGGGCGCUGAGGCACCAUCCAAGGACUCUUGUGGAGCCCACUAGCUGCUUACAGGAGCUGAGCAUAUCUCAAGGUGCCUUUCAAGCAGAGGGAGCAGCACAGGCAGCCUACUCAGGAGCUGACAUGCAGCAGAAGAUCAGCUCUUUCUUUAAUUCCAUCUUGGAGCUCAUCCGUACCAAGCAUGAGGAAGGCGUCUUCAACACCGUCUGCCUGGCUGUGCUCUUGGGUCUACCCUUUGUUGUCCUCCUUGCUUUCAUUUUCAUCUGCUGCCACUGCUGCUUCUGCAGAAGGAGGGGAGAAAGCACAGGGAAAGGUGGUUCCAGCAGCAAUGGGCAGCUGCAUGCCGAGAGGAACAAGAAGAAAAAGAAGAAGAAGAAGAAGCAGGAUGAAGAGGAUCUGUGGAUCUCAGCUCAGCCCAAGCUGCUCUUGCUGGACAAGAGACCCUCCUUGCCCAUCUAGCAGACAGGAGGGUGUUCAGGUCCUCUCCUCUGAGAUGGCACCAUUCCUUUCACCUAUGCACCAGGAGGGGCGAGGAGAUACCAAAGCUGCUGCCACUUUAUGGUGACUUCCAACAGAGGCUGACCCCAGCAUGCUGAAGGGCCAACAGGAAACAAGGCACAGGCUGUGCAAGCCUCUUCUCCCCCACCAUGACAGCAUGCCCCAGGGCAGAGACCCCUGCAAAGGACAGGUGAGCACACAAGGGUGACCUGCCACCGGGUCCUACGUCCCUCCUGCCAUGAGCACAGUGCACACACGUGGGGCUGGCACACAGCGAAGGGUGUGCCAGGCUCUCCCUCUGCAUCACCUGCCAGCACACUUGCUGUGGCAUGGACAAGGGUGCACAGGACAAUGCUCACCCACCGACCAAACCACCUGCACACUCGCCCUGCUGUGAGUGAAGCAGGCACAGACACACCUCCUUUGCUUGCCCUGCCAUGGAGAUGGCACAGCUUCACUGUCGAGGCUCCGUCCAAACCCAGCUCGCUUUAUAGACACAAAGCUGAGUUACCCCACAGCUCAAAGAUGUGCCAUCUACCAGGCCACCAAACCAAAGUCUCUUGUGAGCACCUGAAGCUAGAUGCCCUCAGCACAACCUUAGAGACCUCAGACACCGUCCUAAGGCAGCACAGCAGAAGGAUGUCUUGCCACCUAGGCUAGGGGCAGGCAGGAGAGAGGAGGCUGCCACACCAGCCCUUUUGCACCAGCACUUAAGAAAACACCUUCCUUGAAAGACUGUUUUAUACAAACUUGCCAUUAAAGAGCCCACCAUGCUACUGCAAGAGCAGAAACACAACCUGAGGCUGUGUAAAGGCUUUGCUACGGGCAUUAGAGUUAUUUAUUGAACGACUACUAAAGAAGAGCAGGACCAAAGGCCCCUCUGGAGCAGGGCCAGGGACAUGGAAGCAGUAUUGAAGCGGCAGACAUGGUUUCCUGGCACACUCAGCUAUCACCUCUCCCUGCAGCCCUUGUGCCACGUGUGAGACACACACGGACCCGUGAGCAGGUGCUGCCCCAGCUGAUGCCAGCUCUGUGUGCUGCACUGAACGUUUCUGUAUGGCUGUCAGGCUGACCAGCUCUGGGAUUUUGAAUGUGCUGUAGAAGCAAAGUAAAUUCCAUGUGCACAGUCAUGCCUUACACAGGGAUAUAUUAUA